Molecule: messenger RNA, 309 nt
Organism: Gongylonema pulchrum
Lineage: Eukaryota; Metazoa; Nematoda; Chromadorea; Rhabditida; Gongylonematidae
Source: the annotation of a GenBank genome assembly
UUACAUGUCAAGGAGAGUGGCCUCGGACAAAUUUCCUUUUCUGUGAUACCUAAGAUGGUUGGCUUCUUGCCGUAUCCGUUUAUCGCUGUGUAUGGCUGCGGACAUAAAAGUUCGACAUCGGAUCUUUCUCGCUCAUCUAGUGAAAGUGGCAGUGACUUUGGACCGCUGCUUUCGAGCUUUGUACGAACAAAUGGUAAGCAGGUACACGUUCUGGCUGCUUUUGCGGCAUCAGCGGAUCAUAAAAAUGUCGACGAGAAAACGAGCCGUUUCAAGGAGGCCAAAAGUCGACUAACGAAGCUCUUUGAUUGA